Molecule: messenger RNA, 987 nt
Organism: Entrophospora sp. SA101
Lineage: Eukaryota; Fungi; Glomeromycota; Glomeromycetes; Entrophosporales; Entrophosporaceae
Source: the annotation of a GenBank genome assembly
AUGGUUGAUUUAACUUCAGAAUUUCGUAAAUUAAUUAUAGAUCUUUCAAAAACAACCACUUCGACUAGUGGAAGAAACAAAAAAAAUCAUGAGAAUGCAACAGCAUCAAUACUAUUACCAAUACCUGCUAAAAAAAAAGUCAUGAGAGAUGAAUAUUUAAAGGAAGCUUAUAGAAUUGUUUCUCAUAUCAACAAUUUAAAACAUUUUCUUUUAUCAGUCCGUAAAGCUUAUUUGAAUAUAUCAACAAAACCUUCGAAAACUAGUGGUAGUAGAAAGAAUAGCAGUAUCAAAAGACAAAAUUCAAUUACAUAUAGUACUUGGUCAAAAUUACUAUUUGUAACUUCCAUGAAUGACGAGCAUGAAGUUUUAGCAGCAAUUCAUAGUAGUAUUGCAUGGUAUUUGAAUAAGCGGUUAACAGAAGUGUCUAAAAUACAAAAAGAUCAACAGGAAGCCAGAAUGAUUAAAGAGAUGGAAAGACGUGAGAGUACAUUAUACAAGUCAGCUGCUAAAUUGUCGCUUCUAAACAAUAAUCCUGAAUCUCUUCAGUCGAAAAUAAAUGAAGAAAGAGGAGACUCGCCAUCAAGAACAGACAGUGAAAUAGACGGGAGUUUGACAGAAAAUGAUGAAAAAGGUGAUGAUGACGACGACAUUGAUCAUCAUUUGUCAGCAGAACAAAAAAUGGUAUUAGAAAUGGAAAAUGAAUCCAUCAUGAAAGAAUUGGAAACUUCUUUACAACAAGUCAAUCAAGCAGAAAAGGCAUUAUUGGAAAUUUCAAAUUUACAAACAAUACUAUCUAAUCAUUUAACAGUACAAACUCAACAAACAGAUAGGUUAUAUGCAGAAGCAAUUGCCACAACAGACAGAGUGCAGGAAGGCAAUUUAAUGUUGAUAAAGGCAAGAGAAAGAGCUUCAGAUACAAGAAAAUGGAUAUUAGUAUUUUUAAUAUUAGCUAGUUUUAUUUUAUUCUUUUUAGAUUGGUAUGAUUAG